GCAGGUUUUAACUAAAAAAAAAUAAAAUUUGGCAGGUGAAUUUUGUUUAUAAAGGCAUUAACUCAUUAAGGGCAAUAUCGACCUUUGCUUCUCUUCUACGCGGUUCAGCAAUUCUCUCUCGCCCUCCGCCGUGGGCAACAUUCCGAGGAAGAGAUUUUCAAUUCAGGCAGUGAUGAUGCGAGGAACAGGGAAGAAGAAGAUUGAAAUCAAGAAAAUAGAGAAAGAGUCAUCACGAAUGGUGACAUUCUCUAAGAGACGUAGUGGUCUGGUCAAGAAAGCUGUGGAACUAGAAGACAAGACGGGAGCCCGUGUGGCCUUGGUGGUUUUCUCCCCCAGAGAUCACGUCUACACUUACGGCGACAUUCCCGCCAUGUCCGACCUUGUCGAGAGGAUCACCAACAACACCAAUGCCGCCAUGUCCGACCUUGUCGAGAGGAUCACCAACAACACCAGCAUAGUUCCUUACGAGGCCGGCCAAAUGCAGGACAACGGUACCGUCGACAGUUCCACCUUGGGUUCGGGUUCAAAUUACAAAAACCUAAUUCACUGGGUCGAUAGCAUCGACAUUGAAGGAUGUAACAAUUUGGAAGAAACCUUGAAGUUGAAGCAAAUUUUGGAAGUCCUUCUGCAAGACUGAAGAUUAUUGCUCAUGAUGACUUGUUUAGGAUACAAUCCUAAUCCUAAUCCUGACGGGUAAGAGUAAGGAAAAUUUUGAAUAAAAAGAUGCUUUUUUUUAGCUACUUGUGUAUUGGCAGCACUAGAAUGAGAUUAAAUCUUUGAGAUGUUCAUUCAUUAGUAGUUUAA
This is a messenger RNA of Ipomoea nil (Japanese morning glory), 804 nucleotides long. RefSeq names its product MADS-box transcription factor 56-like. Lineage: Eukaryota; Viridiplantae; Streptophyta; Magnoliopsida; Solanales; Convolvulaceae. Gene Ontology annotation, biological process: regulation of transcription by RNA polymerase II. The transcript is spliced from 2 exons. Gene Ontology annotation, molecular function: RNA polymerase II cis-regulatory region sequence-specific DNA binding; protein dimerization activity; DNA-binding transcription factor activity, RNA polymerase II-specific. The coding region runs from base 173 to 637 and encodes 154 amino acids. The record is from RefSeq and is a predicted model, not a curated record.